Messenger RNA from Adineta steineri, 10395 nucleotides. Lineage: Eukaryota; Metazoa; Rotifera; Eurotatoria; Adinetida; Adinetidae. The record is from the annotation of a GenBank genome assembly.
AUGGAAACUCCAAUUCAUGCCAGUCAAGUAUUUGCUUUUCUUCGUCGAAACUAUCGAGUUUCACGAAAUACUCGAGCACUUUGGCAAUUUCAACAAAUUGCUGCAUCGUCAUCAAAUCGAGUUCGCAUUCUAACAUCAGAAGAAAUCACACAAUCAUCCGAUGAAAUUGUCCUUGUUUCAGCUUUAGAACAUGAUGGUACACCAAUAACAUCAUCAUCAACUAUUACUUGUACAAAUUCAACACGUUUUUCUUAUUUUACAACACGUUAUAAAUUUGCUUUUAUUCUUGAUAUGACUGAUUCAUGUGCAUCAGUAUCUAAUGAUGGUGGUCAUAUUUAUUUAGAAUCAUUAACAAAUUGUUUAUGUAUACUUUUGUUUUCUCUUGCAAAAACAUUUACAUUUCCAGGUUGCGAAUUAAAAUUUCAGCCAGAAAUAGAUAUAUCAGUGUACGUCUAUUUUCCAUUACAUCGUACACCAAGUCAUCAAGUACUUAUUCAUGGUUACCGAUUAACUUGGUCAACAUUACAAAAUGUUUGUCGUGAUAUUGCAAGUAAUUUAAAAGAUGCUACUGAUCUUCUACAUAAUGUUAUGAGUAUUGGUCAACCAUUUACUACACAUUCAACAUCAUCUACAAUGGAUUCAGAUGAUAAUCUUAAUUCACAUCUAAAUACAAUGUAUUCAAAUAGUGAAUCAUCAUGUGCUAUAAUAAAUAUGCUCAGUUAUGGUAUAACUGCUUUACAAUUAAUGCCUGAAGAAUCAACAGCAGCAUUAGUAAUUAUAACUGAUGGUAUUCUUGAUGUACCAAAUUUAGCAGCAUUCGAAGCUGUAAUGAGACAAAUUCGAGCACGUAUAAUAAGUUGUUCAUUUGUUCAAAUUGGUUCAACUAAUAAUAAUCGACAACAAACAACAGAUAAUAAAACAUUAAAACCACCAAUAGCUAGUUUAGGACAUGUACCUAAUGAAGAAUUAUUAAAAUUUAUUAGUCUAUCAACAUUUGGUUCAUUCAUACAUUUUGAUGUUGAUCAUAUAGGUAGUGGAUCAACAUUAUUAACACGUUUAUUUUCUAAUGGUGCUGAAAUAUUAAAUGUUUGUAAAAAAUUAAAUGGAUUUCAAAAUGAACUCUUAUCAUGGGGUUUUCAUAAAGCUGUUGAAGAAUAUAAUACAUCAUCAUCAUCGUCAUCAAAACGUUCAUCAACUAGAUCAUUUAGUACUGAUGAUGGAGAUACACGAAAUAGUAAAUCGAAUGCAAUAAGUUUACCAAUAUCAUCUAAAUUAGUUAAUCAAUCAGUUCUUCGAACAUCAUUAGAAAAUGUUCUUUCAUUACGUUUACGUGAAGGUUAUACAGUUAAACGUGUUCAAAUUCAUAAAGAUGAAAUUGAGGUUCAUCUCGUAUUACCUUGGCGUUAUGAUAUUCAAAUAAAAUAUAUAGCACGUUCAGUUUGGCCACUUGAAAAGAGUAUAAGAACGGAUAUUCGAGUUUAUAAAGAAGCACCAAUUUAUUUCCUACAAGAAUUAAAUCAAUUAUCUUAUAAUCAAACAUCAAAAGUAGCUAAUGCUAUUCGUAAUAAUCUUGUUCGUCGUUAUAAUGAUGUUAUACAAACUGUCUCUGUUACCGAUCGACAUUUAACAUUAAUUAACACAUUUGCUCAAAAUGCAUCAUAUUAUCGUAUCCCGGAAACAAUUAAACGUGGAAAACCUAUUUUUUAUUUAACACAAAAUGAUUUACAAGCAUUCUUAAAUGUCAAAGACCCGGAUCUUCAAGCAUUUGCCGAUUUCUGGCGUCCAAUUGUCAUUCUUGAUGGAUCAUUAUGGCAACGUUUUAUGUAUACACAUAAUUUAACAAUAAUUUUAGUAAAUGAUCCACUAUCUAAUUCAUUAUUUCUUAUGAAUAAUCAUUUAUCUCAAUCACAUAAUCAACAAUAUUCCACUGUUUCAUGUCGUUUAGCAAAAAAUGAUUUUGAAUUAUUUUUAUCCGAAUAUUUUUCGUUUGUUUUGCUUGAUGGUCAAGCUUAUAUUAAAUUUUUAAUACGUGAAGAUAAUGAAAAUAUUCCCUAUAGUUUUAUGUUAUUACGUAUUAUGGGACAACCACCAUUACUCUAUUUAAAAUUUGCUUUUCAAUCGAAUGCAACAACUGUUGAACGACAUAAAAUAAUUGAAGAUUUUCGACAUAAUCUUAUUCAUCUUCGUCCACGUUCACGUAUGAAAUCAGGAAAUUUAAAUGAUAAUAAUCGUAAACAACAAACAUCAACACCCGUUUCAAUAAAUAGUCAACGAACAAUACCACCAUCAUCACUUGCAAUUCAACAACGAUCAUCAUCUCCAUGCUGUGUUGUCUUAAAUAAAAAUAUCGAACGAUUAAUGCUCAAACCAGAUCCAUUUCCAUAUGAAUCACUUGGCAUUCAAAAACCAGAUGAUGAUGAUAUUCAACAAAAAAAUCGAACAGAAUUAGAUUCAAAACGACAAGCACUUUCGAAAUUUUUCUACAUACGUACAUUUGUACGUUCAUUUGAAAGUAUUAAACAUUCAUCAAAUAUUCCUAAACGAAUAGCAGAUAUUAUUCUUGAUACCUUCAUAAGACGACGACUUCAAGAAGGUUUUCAUUUUGCUAUAUCACAUAAUAAUAUUCAUAAUCUUGUUCUUGAAGUUAAAAUGAAUACACCAAAAGAAGAAUAUUCGAAAGAUAUAGUUCGAUUAAAUUCUGAUAUAAAUUUUUAUCCAGAUGAAAGAGCACGAACUUGUCUUAUACAAUAUAGAGUUUAUCCAGUUGAAUGUGGUCGUUUAACUGAUACAAGUGCAUCGCGAGAUACUCGUUCGAUGUCAUUACGACGUUCAUCAAAUAUCUAUUGUGAUCAACCAACAUGUUAUUAUUUUCUAACUCAAUGUUGGAUUGAACCUCAAGAUGGUUUUGUUGAUACCAGUUGUUCUGAACUUGAAUUUCUUAAUCAUUGUACUUAUAAACAAAUUGUGGAUAAGAUUGGUGAAGUUGAUCAAGAAUGUUUCAAUACAAUUGUUUCAUUUUAUUUUGUUAAAUAUUUACAAGAACGAAGUUUAUCUUUACCAAAACCUAUUUUACGUGCACCACGAGCAUUAACAGCUGAUAUUGUUCGCGUGCCAUUUAUUCAAGAUACAAUUAAUCUUAUACGACGUUCACAUCAAACUUAUUUUGAUUUUUGUGCUUUUAUUGAUGAUUAUGAUAAAAUAAAACAUGAUUAUAUCGCUAAUGAUGGUUCACUUACAUCAACAAGUCUUAAUUCAACAUUACUUACUGUACUUCGCGAACGUCUUCGUUCUAAAACAUAUGAAAGUAAACCACAAUUAUUUCUUGAUAUUAAUGGAAAUAAUAAUGCAUAUACACGUACAUUAUUAUCACGUUCAACAAAUUCGAAAACUAAUUCAUUACCACUUGGUUUACGUAGUUUAAAAAAGAAUCGAUAUUUACUUUAUUUACUUAAUUAUAAUGAUCAACAAAAAACACCAAUAAUAUUAACUGAUCUUGAACGUUAUCUUAGUGAUAUGUUAUUUCCACAAUGGGAUUUUCUUGUUUGUGCUGAAGGUGAUGAAUUUGUUUAUAUGAUAUUAUUACCUAAAACUGAACGUGAUUUACUUCUAUUAAAUACGGAUUUAAAUAUACUUAUGCAAGAUCUUAUUGCUCAUUAUUCAUUGAAUCAUAUUGAUAAUGGAAUACCUAUUUAUGAUGAUUGUCGAUUUAUGAUGGAUGGUUUAAUAGAUGAUGUUGAAUCACAAGUUGGUUGUGCUCCACCAUGUUUAUUAUCUAAAACAGAAAAUAUAGAAAAUAAAACUAAUGAAGAACACACAGGUAAACAUACACGUAGUCGUCGUCAACGUCGAGAUACAUUCACUUCAUCGGAUUUAUUAGUACCUCAUAGUACACAUCCAGGAUUUCUUCAAGGCAAAAUUACAUCAUCUUCAUCACCGAUUCCUAUUAUUCAUACUGUAUCUCAAAGUUCACAACAUUCAUCUUCACAACCGGCAGCUACUGGUUAUCGACGAAUCUAUUCUCCAUUAACAAUCGAUACAAAUAAUCUAUCACAUAUUGAAUCAUCACCACGUCGUUAUUCAGCAUCAGCUGCUAUAUCACCACCAAAUCAUCUUUAUAUUCCACCUAUAUUAAAUCUUAUUCCACCAUCACCACAACAACUAUUAUCACACGAUAAUUUCAAAAAAUUAGUUGAACGUCAAUGGCGUAUACCAAUAUUUUUAUAUGGUUGUACUAAAGGACGCUUAGCAUCAUCAUUACUUUUAUCAAAUGAACAACAAGUAAAAAAUCUUUGGGCAGAUACUUAUGUUGAUUGUCCAAAAGAUGAUAGUGAACUACCAAAUGGAGCAACAACAUUACAAAAUAUAAAACCCAGAAAAAGAGAUAAUUCUCGUCGUCAUGAUGAUGAUCUACCAAAUCAUGAUGAUAAACAAGUUGAAAAUAUGCGUGAUUUACUUCAUUAUGUUUUUGCUACUGCUUUUUAUAAAAAUUGUCUACUUGAUUUAACAACACAUCGUUCUGAUGUUGAAUACGCAUUAACUAUAAUCUAUCAAGAACAUUAUGAAGAUAUUAAUUUAACACCAUUUCUUAAAGCUAUGUGUUCACAUUUAUCAAUUGAUAAUUCAAAAUCAUUAGAACUUGAUAUACCUUGUGAACCAACAACAAAACAUAUAAAUUUAUAUUUAAAUGAAAAAUUUCUUGAAAUCAUAAAUAAAUUUUUUCAUCGUGUAUCACCUGAUUCGGAUUAUUUUUAUUUCUUUACUGAUGAAGAACGUUUUCGACAAAGUCGAAAUUCAUUUGAAAUAGAAGAUCGUUUAGCAAAUAAUAAUGAUAUAACAUCAACAUCAGGUCCAUAUAAAUUCGAUGAAACAAAUGGACAUGAUCAUGAAAGUAGUAGUGAUGAUGAUCAUGGAAGUAAUGAUACUGUUUAUAUUCAUGAUAAUAAUGAUGAUGAAGAUCCAGAAUUACAAUUAACAACAACACGUCGUCGUUCAAAUGAAUCAUCAAGUUCAUUAUCAAAUCCUUCGAGAGAAUUGUGUUGUCGUGGAGAAGUUUUACCAUUAUUUAUUUGUUUUGAUUGUCGAUUAGUUAUGAAAGAUCACGAUUAUAAUACACCAGUUAAAACAAUUCCAGUUUGUAUAAGUAAUUUAAUUCCAAAGCCAAAUGAAACAAAAUUAGAUUAUGAAAGUUUACGUGUUUCAUUUGGUUUAAUUUGUUUAACAUUUGGACGUGAAGAUAUUGAUACACAAGGUAUAAGUAGCAUGGGUAGUAUUGUAGCAAAUACACCUAUAUUUAAUCAUCCAUUUGUAUCAGCAAAAAGAUUUCAUGAAAUGAAUGGACUUGAUGCAGUAGAGAAUAUAAGUACUUGUACAGGAACAACAAUGGCUGGAGAAUUGAAUAAAAAUCCAUUGGAUAAACUUCGAUUAUCUGAUGCACAAAGACAAGCAAUUUUAUCAUGUCGACGAGAGAUUGAAUGGCUUUUACGCGAUGAACAACUUUCAACAUAUUUUACUCGUCGUUCACUUGAUAGAAAACUUAUUGAAAAUGUUAUUGAACAUGUACAAAGUUCUGUGAAUAUUAAUAAAUCGAAUUGUCUUUGUCGUUCAAUUGAUCUUAUGUUUGUACUUGGAAUUGAUAAAUCAAUGACACCAUUUUUCGAAGAAUUACAACGUAUUCGUAUUCGAGAGAAAUAUAUUCUAACAAAUUGUGGAAACUAUUUUGUUUUACUUGAGCCAAUACAUCAAAAUUUCGACGAUAUUCAUCUACGACGAAUAUCAGGUAGAAAUGAAUUGAUUUCUGAUAAUAUAGAGAAUAUCUUUUUGAAACAAAAAACAAAAACAGCUUUAUCAACUACUUCAAAUGAUGAUCAAGCAUCGAUGGCUAAUGAAGAUAGUUUAGGUUCGGAUGGUUCAAUGAUUGGUGACGAUGAUGAUGAUGAUAGAAAAUCUAUCGAAGAUGAACUUGAUGAUUAUGUUAAACCAUCAUUUUGGCUUUUUAUUGAACGAAAAGUAAAAACAUCAUCUCAAGUUGAUUUACUUGAAGUUAAAUUUUAUUUAUACUGCGGUUCAUCAUCUGAUACAAUGCAAAAAUCAUGUGAAGCUCAAGCAAUAUUAGAAGAAUUAAUCAAUGAAUUUAAUCGUUUAUGUCGUACAAUUAAUCAAAAAUUAUUAUUAAGCAAUUUAGCAAAUUCUCGUUUAUGUAAUUCAUUAUUAGUACCACCUGGUGAGAAUGAUGAUACAAGUCUUGAUGCUGAUGCACCUGUAUUGACAGCUAAUUUAAGUAUACCACCCGGCACAUUUGCUUGUGAUGAAUUAUGGACACAUUCAUUUCCUUUACAUUUUCGUCUUCGUCCACAUAUUCAUGCACCACCGAGUUUAAAACCAUCAUCUGGUUAUCAUCCAGGUUCACUUUUACGCGAAUUAACAACACAUUUUAGUUCGUUAGCUGUACACAAUAGAAAAAAUUUAUUUGUCUAUUGUGGUAAAAGUAAUGAUUAUUAUAUGCGAUUUCGAGAAGAUAUUCAUCCACCAUCAAUACCUGGUUUGGUUGAUGAUACAUUAUUACUUAGUGAAAAUCAUCAUCAAUAUUGUGAAAUGCCAUCACCACAAAUUACUCAUAAUAAUAGUAAUUCAUCAUUGAAUAAUUCAAUGAAAAAUCGUCAACGUCAUGAUUCAGGAACAUUUUCUGUUCAUGUCAUGCUUUAUGGAUUAAAAUCAGCAACAAAUGAUCCUCAAUUCGAAACUGUAAAAAGUAAUCUUAUUCAAUCUAUUGUCACUCGAUUAGAAGAUGAAGUUGUUAAAGAACUUGUCAAUGCUUUAUAUCAUUUUGCAAUGACACGUUUAAAUCCUGAUGAUGUUACUUUUAUUCGACCAAUUGAUAGUGAACCAAAACAUAUAUUUGAAUAUAAAAUUUCACCAUUAAUUAAUACAAGUGAUUUUCUAUAUUAUUUUCGACGUUAUGUCAAAACAAAUACAUUUCAUCAACCACUUCUUUUACCUGUACUUGCUAAAGAUCUUAAAGAUAUUAUCAAAGAUUAUCAUGGACAAACAUUAAUUGUUUAUAAUCGUAAUUUUAAUAUUCGAAUUCCACGACCAGGUCUUGCCUGGAUUGAAUUACAUGUAUUAAAUUCAAGUAAUCGCCCGAGUCCUUUAUCAACAGAAGAUUUAUCUGAUGAAUUAACUGUUGAAUCACUUAUUGAUUUAAUUCGUAUUGAAGAAACAAAAUCUUCUUCUUCAACAAGUGAAGAUAAUUCACCUGAAAAUAUUCUUCGUUGUCAUGUUUGGGCACGUGGUAGUCAACCAGAAAUUGAUCCAACUGCAAUGUCAAAUACAUUAUUACAAGCAUUUACAUUUGCAUUAGCAGAUUAUGUUACAGAAUAUAAACUCUUACUAAGAUUAAAUAAUAAUAAUAAUAGUAAUAAUAACAGCCAUCAUUUUAAUCAAAGACAUGGAUCAUUAGAACCACCACCAUCACCUCGUUCAAUGAAUACAGUUAAAUUUGCUGAUGAAACAAAUUUUGCUCUUGAUCGAAAUGUACAAGCAGCACGAACAUAUACAAUAGAUACAACACCAACAACACCUACAGCACAAUCUAGACGUCGUCAUGAAUCAAAUCAAAGUUCAAUACUAAGUGGUUCAUCCAUGGAUGAACCGCAAUCAUUAUCAGUUGAUUAUGCUGAAUGUUUAACAUCAUGGUUUCAAUAUUUAACUACAAAUUAUGCAAAACUUCCAUCAUUAACAUCUUGUUCCUAUACAUUAACUAAUCGAAUGUUAUUAAUGGAUAUCAUAUCUAAUUUUACAUCAUGGCUUAAUGAACAAAAAUUUAUUGCAUAUAAACAUGAAUCACUACAUGGAAUGAUAUUUCGUUGUAAUAAAGAACGAACUCUAUAUUUACCAGUACCAUCAGUAGAUCAAAUGCCGACACGUAUACCUGGUGAAAAUCUUGAUCUUAUUGUAUUAUAUCAAAGUAGUAAAAUGGUUAAUGAUUUACCUAGUGAAAGUAUUGAACCAUCACCGCAACAAGAAUCUGGUGAUGCUAUGGCAUUAGCAAAUAGUUCGGAUAUUCAAAAGAAAAUAUUUUUAUAUGUUACUGCAAAUGAUAAAAAAUUAACAAUGAUAUUACAUAAUGCACCUGAUGAAUUAUCGAAAUUAUUAAUGGGUUAUUUUUCUAAUAUAAUUAAUUGGUCAAAUAAACGUUUAAAUGUUUUAAAUAUAAUUGUAACACAAAAAAUGGGUCUUUUUCGUUAUCGAUCAUUUCAUCAUGAUCAACAUUCUGACUAUAGUCGUCAUCAUGCACAACAUGGACUAAUAAAUAAACAUCCAGUUAAAGGUGAUAAUGUUGAUCUUGAACAAGUUAUUAAAGAUACUACACCACCAAAAACAGGAAAUAUUUAUACAUCAUGGAAUAUUGAUUUACUUUAUUGUAAUUUAAUUGGUUCAUAUCCAUCAUUACCAAAUGAUUCUAGUCAAGAUCUUAUUCAAAGACAUGGAACACAAUUACUCCAAUUAAAAGAAAAUAAAAAAAAUCAUAUGGAUCGAUGUACAAAACUUGAAGAAAUAUGUUCAAAUUGGAUACUUAAACCAAAAUUAUUUAUUGCAGAUGAAUUAUUAACUCAAAUGAAACAUCGUUCACGAUUAUUAACUAUUGCUGUUGCACCUAUACUUUUCUCUCGACCUACUCGACAUUUUUUUCAAAAUGAUACAACAUUACGUGCAAAUAAUGCACUUUGUCUAGAUGCUUCUACGUCAGCAACUGAAGGCACAUUAUCUAUGCGUAUGGCAAACAAACGGAAAUCUGUUGCUAUUCCAGUCGAUUUUAGUCUACGCCGAUUAGGUCAAUUUGUUGAUGAGAAUGAUUAUCAAAUUGCACAAAGUCAAUUAACACGUUUUGAUUCAAAUCGUGUAAAUACAGGUGAACAACAACAACCUUCAAUCAUUGAAUCAUUUGUCGAACAAUUAUCUCUACAUUUACAAAAUACGUAUAAAUUUUAUUUAAUAAAUACAAAAUUAAAUCCUCGAAAAAAUCCUCGUUCAUUACAUGUUCAAUCACCAGCUGAAUAUAAUUUUCAUCGUUCUGAUCAAGGUCGACGUGCAACUUUACUUGCAGAAGUAUCAGUAUUGAAUAAUGUUCAAGUUAUUAUACGUUUCCUUCAAUAUGAUAUUAUUAAAAUACCAACUAAUAAUCAAUUAUCAACAACGAAUCAUUUUCGAUCAAUAUCCAAUGAAUCAUUUUGUAGUCCGGAACAAUCAGAACUUAAUCCAUUUGUUUAUGAUUUUCAUCUUCAAACAAUUGUUGCUUAUCAAUUAAAACCAGAAGAUGAACGUAGAUUUUCAUCAGAUUUUUCAGUAAUUACAUUUUUACAAGAUUUUAUUGAAUAUUAUCCAACUGCACCUAUUGGAUCAAAAACUGCAUUAUUUAAAAUAAUUAUUCAUCAUUCAAUUGAUGGUAAUAAACGAGCAGCAGAUAAUGAGUUAUUCAAAUAUGUACUUAAACAUGCAGAAUCCUAUAAUAUUCAGAUAAGAAAACGAAAUACUGAUGAAUAUUUAUUUAAUUGUGAUCACAAAGAUAUUUAUUGGAUGGCUGCUCGAACAACACCAUCUUCACCUGCUGAAUUAACAGUUGUAAUGUAUAUUAUCUAUACAAAUUUAGAGCCGAAAUUACUCAAUCCAUCGAAUAUACCAUUAUCAACAUUAAAUAAAAUUUCAGUACCUCCACCAACUAAUAAUCGAAUAGCAAAUAGUCUAAAAAACAGUGCAACUAUGAGUCAAAUGAGAGAACGUGCUUCAACUAUAUUGGUACCAUCAGGAAAAACUAAUCUCGUCGUACCGCUUCGAUCAAACACAGUUGGCGGCGAGCAAUAUAUUGCAAAUAAUAUACCAGUUGAUCGAAAUGUUGAAUUUUUCCGAUUAAAACUAGUAUCUAUAUUAAACAAAGCAACAUUACAACAUCGUCGAGAAAGUCUUUGGGAAAAAUUAAUUUCUGCUCGAUCAGAUAACACUCAAACUGGACGUCAAGAAAACGUAUCAAUACAUAUAAAUGAAUUUCAAGCAUUAUUAGAUUCAUGUAUCGGUGAUGAAACAAUGGAAUUAACAACUGUGAAUACAUUAUUACAACGAGUAUUUAUUAACAAAGAACAAUUGGAUAGAUUAUAUAGAUUUUUAAAAUUACGAUAUGGUACACAAUUUCAUAUGAUGAAUUCGACAACUGUCAAUUAUCUAGUCGUCUUUCAAAAUAAAGCUCCAGAAAAAUGCGAUGCGUUUCUUGUUCUUAUUUAUCGAUCGGAUCAAAAUAGUCUAAAAUCGUAUGUAGUCAAACAACAAAAUAAUAUUAAUUGUACGCCAUUUAUUGAAACAUUUACACAAAAAAUUAGUUAUUUUCUUUGGGAAUGUUUAAUAUGA